ACCUCGGCCAGAAGCAGCUGCAGCAGCUGCCCUAGUCCCCACCGCCGCCUCUCCAGCCACUUCUGUCAUUCCACGCCAGCUGCUGCAGACAGAGGACGAGGAGGAGGAGGCGAGAAACUCCCACCGACCCACAGAGGGAGCAUGACUUCGGCAACUUCACCUAUCAUUUUAAAAUGGGAUCCAAAAAGUUUGGAAAUCCGGACACUCACAGUGGAAAGGCUGUUGGAGCCACUAGUGACACAGGUAACAACACUUGUCAAUACAAGCAACAAAGGUCCAUCAGGUAAAAAGAAAGGAAGGUCAAAGAAAGCCCAUGUGCUGGCUGCAUCCGUAGAACAAGCUACUCAGAACUUCCUGGAAAAGGGUGAACAGAUUGCUAAGGAGAGUCAAGACCUCAAAGAAGAGUUGGUGGCAGCUGUGGAGGAUGUACGGAAGCAAGGUGAGACAAUGCGGAUCGCCUCCUCUGAGUUUGCUGAUGACCCUUGCUCUUCGGUCAAGCGUGGCACCAUGGUGCGGGCAGCGCGGGCUCUGCUAUCAGCUGUGACACGCUUGCUAAUCCUGGCUGAUAUGGCAGAUGUCAUGAGACUUUUAUCUCAUCUGAAAAUUGUCGAGGAGGCUCUGGAAUCUGUCAAAAAUGCUACAAAUGAGCAAGAUCUUGCAAACCGCUUUAAGGAGUUUGGGAAAGAAAUGGUGAAACUGAACUAUGUAGCUGCAAGACGACAACAGGAGCUGAAGGACCCUCACUGUAGGGACGAAAUGGCUGCUGCCCGUGGAGCCCUGAAGAAGAAUGCCACCAUGCUGUACACAGCCUCCCAAGCCUUCCUCCGCCACCCAGAUGUUGCUGCGACCAGAGCCAACCGAGAUUAUGUAUUCAAACAAGUCCAAGAGGCCAUAGCUGGAAUCUCCAGUGCUGCUCAGGCCACCUCACCCACUGAUGAAGCCAAAGGCCACACAGGCAUUGGGGAGCUGGCUGCAGCCCUGAACGAGUUUGAUAAAAUUGGGGAAUCUUAUAACCCUGAAGACGACAGACAGAAGACUAGAGAAAUGGCCUGGUAGUUAAGAGCACUUGUUGCUCUUGCUGCAGAAUAGAGUUUGCUUGCUAGCAACCAUGUCAGAUGACACAAAAGUACCAGUUACUCCAGCUCCGCUAGUGCACGAACCAGGAGACACACACAGAUACACAUACACAUGCAGACACAGAGGUACUGCUUUUAGGGCUCUGAUUCUUUUUAAAAAUAUAUUUGUGUGGCCACACAGUGGUGGUACAUGUCUUUAAUCCAAUUACUUGGGAGGCAGUGACAGACAGAUCUCUAUCAGUUCAAGUCCAGGCUGUUGUACAGAACAAGUUCCAGGACAGCUAGGACUAAACACAGAAAUCCUGUAUUGAAAAAAAAAAACCAAAAGGGUGUGUGUGUGUGUGUGUGUGUGUGUGUGUGUGUGUGUGUGUGAGUGUGCAUGCACGCACGCACGUGCGCAACUGUGUGCUUAUGAGAGAGAGUUCACUGUCAUCUAGAACUUAUUUUGAAGACAUUUUGCUUUCUUAACAUGUUAAGCUAUGAUGUCUACACUUGAAAUUUGCAAACUCAUUGACAAAGAGAUUUUAUUUACCCCGGGUUCAUAUGUUGACCUUGGCACUUUGCAUGCUACAUGAACCUGCAAAUUGCUCUGACUCAUCAAAGAAUAUUUCCUCUGCCUGUAAAAUGCCAUGUGCCUUCACUAGUAGGACUCAUGUGAACAGUGUAAUGAAUUCUCAUCACAUACUUCCUCUUAAGAAAGUUCUGGAGUUUUCUCUUUCUAAUCUGCCUGGAACCUCUUGGGCCAUGGCAUCAGAGACUGAAACAAGUCAACAUUAUCCUUCAAGCUGCCCUCACUAAGUAGUCUUUGGACAAUUCCAUCAGGUGAUUCUUAAUAAACAUGAUACAAAUCCUAAAAGAUUUUUACACUGUUGUGUUCUGGAUAAUCUUAAGAAGAAACUCAUAAGGGCAAUCCUCCCACUUGUUUGGCAAUCCUCCCACCUUCUGAAAAACAAGUAAUGGUGAUGUAUUUUUGAAUGUUUUUCAAGAAUCUUUUUUCUAGCCCAAAAUACAUAUAGAAAUUGGAAAGUGUCAGAAUCUCUGUAAAAAUAGGACUCUCUACAGAGAUUUUCAAGUAGAAUCAAUAGGCUUCUCAGGGUGAUGGCUGAAGGAGAAUGAUAAGCUGUCGUGCAAAUAAUACUAUUGAACCCAAGAGCUUGGAUUGUGUUACCUGUCACAUCAGAGACCUCCUGAUCCCAACCUAAAGGAAGUCAUCCCCUACAGCUUUGUGUCUACACACCUUGAAAGGAGAGACUCUGUGCUUCUCUCCUUUACAGGGUUAUUAAAUCCUGUAAUUCUUGUACAAUUUAAUGUAUAUAAGAAAUCUUCAGGACUGGAGAAAUGUUUCAGCACUUAAGAGUGCUUGCUGUUCUUGUGUAGGACCCUGGGUUGGUCCCUAGGACCCACAUGGCAGCUCAUAACCAUCUGUAAAUCCAGUUAUAGAGAAUCUGACACUCUCUGGCCUCUGUGGUCAACAGGCAUGUACAUAGUGCACAUGCACAUAUGAAGUCAAAACACUCACAUACAUUUUUGAAAUAAAGAAAGAAAUCUUCACAUCAAUAGCAAAUACUGACAAACUGUGAUUUAUAUUUUCAAACAUUUCUAACAUGGUACCAUAAACUUCAUACCUGGUAGUAUAACCUUCAUACCCGGUACUAUAAACUUGGUCUAAUGUCCAUGACAUGGGAGUGACCAGUUACCCUAGGAGCAAAUCUACUGUCUUGGUGACUUGUUAUAUAGUCAAACUGCCUUCUAUAUAUUUAUAUUUGUACCCAUGUUUAUAAAAGAGUGCAUUGACUGGGCUGUUUUGUACCAAAAGAAUGCUUUGAGCAGAACACGAGGUGUACAACAAAUUGUAAAGUCCCAUCCUUCUCAAAGCUAGAGGCUUGAGUCUCUAGCUGGUUGUCUUCUACUUGCUCCCAAAUAACUGCUGUACUCCUUCAUGCCAAGUUGCUCCUAGAGGAGGGAAAGGCUAAGUCAAUAGAGGGAGCUAACAGAGCUGUAGAAAUGAUUUACUACAAGAAAGAACAUUGAAUUGUUGUGUGAGCACAAGGUACUGGUCUGGUGUUUUGGGGUUCUCUAGGGAAAAAUAGCUGAUGGGAUGAAUAUUAUGUAUAUGUAUGUACAUAUAUAUUCACAUAUAUAAAGGGACUUUAUUAGAGUAGAUUAAAGACUGUGACCCAGGUAGGCCAACAAUUGCUGUCUACUAAGUCCAAGAAUCCAGUAAUUAUUCAGUCCAAAUCCAGUAGUUUUUCAGUCCUCAAGGCUGGGUGUCUCACCUGGUCUUCAGAAUACACUGGAAUCCUGAUAAGUAGGCACUAAUUCCAGUGGGAAAAAAUGGACAUAACAACCAGAGGGGCAAGGAGGAAGCAUGCAAUGAGAGAGAGCUCUUCCUUCCUCCACGUCAUUUAUAUAUGCUUUCACCACAAGUUGUGGUCCAGAUAAAAACUGGAUCUCUCCACCUUAAAAGAUCUGGAGUAAAGGUGGGUCUCCUUGCUUCAAAUGAUUUAAUUAAGAAAAAAGUCCCUCACAGGUAUAUACAGCUGCUUGGGUUUUGGUUAAUUACAGAUUUAAUCAAGUUGACAACCAAGAGUUGCCAUCACAGAUGGUGAGAACACAGUUACAGGGUAAAGCCAGUGAUCUCCAUGGCCCACUUUGACUGACAUCCUAUUGUUUUAUUUUAAAUGGUUAUUUGUUCGUUUCUCUCAAGACAUGCUCAUCUUGUUACCUACAUGUUGUCAAUACAGAACUUAAACUUUUUUUCAAUUUUAAAAUUAUAUGUCUUUUCAUUGCACAUUGACAUAGGUGUUAACUUAUUGUAGUCUCUAUUUUAGUUAAAAUAUUUAUGUCUGCGUAUUUAUACAUUUAUGCAUGUGUUCAUGUGUGUUCAGGUGAAUGUGCAUGUAUAAUUAACAGAGCGACUUGGCUGGCAUUUUACGGCACUUCUUUUUUUAAGACAGAGUCUCUUACCAAAUGGGAACUCACCAAAUAGUAGAGCUGGCUGGCCAGAGAUCCCUAGGAAUCCACUUUUCUCUGCUUCCCCAGCUCGUACUACAAUGUCCAGCUUUCAUAUUUGGGUUCUAGGGAUUGCACUCUGGGUCCUCAUGCUUUCAAGACAAACACUUCAUUGACUGAACCUUCUUUAUCUACACCUUUAAAAUGUGUAUAUUUUUGUAAUUCACCCCUCAUUGUAGAGUGCUUAAAGAUGUAUUCAGCAUUAUCUUUACCUCCUUUAUGCAGAUGAAGACAGAUUGAAUAAGAUUAUCUAUAGUAUUGGUCAAAGCUUCAAGACAUCUGCAGUACUUCCCACAACUGAAGCAAUAAAGGAAUAGUCAGAGAACUCUAUCUAAACAAGUGUGUUCUGGACUUGCUUCUGCUAUUUCAAAUUUUUCAUUGAGUUUCAGUGACUUGCUCCAGCC
Molecule: messenger RNA, 4492 nt
Organism: Cricetulus griseus (Chinese hamster)
Lineage: Eukaryota; Metazoa; Chordata; Mammalia; Rodentia; Cricetidae
Source: RefSeq, a predicted model, not a curated record